Messenger RNA from Silurus meridionalis, 1937 nucleotides. RefSeq names its product urotensin II-related peptide (gene urp2). The coding region runs from base 850 to 1776 and encodes 308 amino acids. Gene Ontology annotation, molecular function: hormone activity. The record is from RefSeq and is a predicted model, not a curated record. NCBI's taxonomy places the organism in Eukaryota, Metazoa, Chordata, Actinopteri, Siluriformes, Siluridae. The transcript is spliced from 4 exons. Gene Ontology annotation, biological process: blood vessel diameter maintenance; regulation of blood pressure. Gene Ontology annotation, cellular component: extracellular region.
GAAUUUCUGGUACCAUUAACUUCACCAUAAAAAAACCUGCAAUCAUUUUCUCACCUAAAUUGAACACAUUUCAGAAUAUGAAAAGCCUACAUUAUUGAUUGUAUUUACACAGUUAGGUCAUCACAUCUAUAAACUGUCCCUUACACAUAUUGUAUUGAUAGACACAUUUGUAAAAAAAAAAAAAUCCACUUAUUAUUUUGAUGUAUAUUUAAUUACAUGCUCUUUAUGCUACUUUGUGCUAAUGCAUUCACAUACAGUAUGGAUGUGUUCUGGAUUCUGAAAGUAUUUGCAUAGAUGUAUGAAAUAUAAUCUUUAGUUUUGACAUUUCCCAUUGUCUAUGUGGAAGCGGACAGUGACCAGGAGACCUGCUGUAUAAGCAGUGAUAGGGCAUUUCCUAAUGUGUUUGCACAGGGGCCAAAGGAGAAAGCGGCUCUGACGCAGAAGGGCCCAUUGCCUGCUGCCUUCUUUACAAUGGAAGGCCCCAACACCAAACACAGUCCUAAAUGUCACAAAGACGCCACUCUAUGAUAAGGAGGAUUUGUCCAGACUGGUCAUUGCCAAGGCAGGUCUCUAGCCCACACUUGAUUUAAAAGGCUUGACAGCACCUGCAUGAUGGUAGAGACGUCGAGGCCCGACUUUGCAGCAACAGUACGCAAUAGACAUCACAAACUCGACAAGCCUUCUCAUUGUAGGGGCGCAUUAGAACAACAAGUGUGUGUAUUGCAUUGAUGAUAUAAGUCAUCUAUUUAAUAACAAGACAAUUAAACUCUGUACUGGACCGUACCUUUUGCGUGUAAAAGCCUAAAAAAGCUUGAGCUGCAAUUGUACAGCAACCAAGACAAAGCCAAGAUGCAGAAAGGAUGCAUGCUGAAAUUGAUGGCAUUAGUAGCACUUUUGAUUUUAGCUCCAGCUUUGGAUGCUGCACCGAUAACUUCAGAAACAACAGAACAUCAACAGGCAUCAUUACAAGGUGACAAGAAACUGAUAGAUCCUUGGACGAGUGGCCCAUACAUCCAUGAUAUGACUACAUAUUUUGACAAACAGGAAAUGGCAGUUCCUGUUGGACCUUCAGGUAGCUUAGACAAAGCCACAAGCAGUCCACAUUAUCUGGACAAAAUACUGGCAGCAUCUAAUAGUCAAGGUGGGACACUGAGGAUCGCUUCACUUCCAGUUGAUUCUGAUCGGUUAGAAAACACAUUUUCAGCAAACAGCCAAUUGGAUAGUCAUCUUAACCUGGGCUCUGUAAUGGAUGAUCCUGAAAUAGAGAAGUAUACUACAAUGCAAGAGAGCAGUGUUCAAAAACCACUGACUGUUAAUUCAAAUAAAGCAAGCCAGACUUUGUUAGGGACCAAAGGUGGUACGAUAAAUUCAGCUAGCAGCACACCAGAUGGACGAGAGAAAAUUCUACAUAUGCUGAUUGCCCUUGAGGAGCUUCAAAAGACACUGAACAGCCAUCUUACCAUCAUAACAAGAGGUAAUAGCAACAGUCGGAGUUCAGGAAAAAAGAAUAAAUUGAUCCCAGAGCGCAACCUGAAAUCAACUACAGUGUCAUCUGUGUUCAGCAAAGGAGCUUUAACAAGGGCCAUCACUGAUCAAAUGGACCCCAAACUCCUGAAUGGAAACUCAUUUAAAAAGUCUUUGCCAUCAACUCCAAAGAAAACUAACAAGAGAGGUGAGUUGCAAUUAAACAGGAAAAACUCAAUGUACCCCACAUAUCCCAUUCCUUUUCUGUUAAAGCAAUACUAUAAAAUAUAUCAAAUUCUAACAUUUUAUUAACAAUUGUUUUUUUACAGUCUGCUUCUGGAAAUACUGCUCUCAGAAUUAAGCAUUUCUGACACUUUAUACAUCACUUUUUAACAUGACCCCUGCUGAUCGGCAAGCAAAUCUAAGGCCACUUCUAAAUGACACUUCAACAACAUACUUAACAUGACUUACCC